UUAGGAUAGGUGAGCAGAAAUUCUGAUCAGAAAUAGAAGAACUAGUCAUGAUGAACAUAACUAAAAUGGAAGGGCAAUACUCAACUUCGUAAUAUUUAUUUGGAACAGAGAUAUUAAAGAUAGUCUUUAUUUUUCAAUGUUUUAUCUGCUACUCCCUGCCUCCUCCCCCAACAACAACCAAAACGCUUUAAAAUUUUAAAUUGAAAAGUUGCCCAGUCAUUCAGUGAUGUCAAUGAUAAAGGCUGAACCAUAUUUAGACUAACCCCAAGGAAAGGAUAAUGUAUUGUAUUUUUAAAUAUUCCUUUUUACCUUUUCAUGCUCAGUGCCUCUUCCUGCUCCUGUUUGCCCUGGCAUCUUUUGGAAAGCUCUGUGUUUUGCGUAGCAUGUGCACUUUUUUUUCCUGAAAUGUGCAACACAUUCAACAUUGCAGUGAUUUUUUCCCCCUCCUUAGCUUACAGCAGAGGUGGAAACCCCAGGGGAUUCAAGUACCCACUUGAUAGGCUCAAUCUCUCUUAAUCAGCCUGUAAUGGAGCUAAUGGCUGUUUGUCAUCCUUGGAGAUAUAAAUUUCCUGGCGGUGUCUCCUGCAGACAGUGCAUGAAGUAUGCUCAGUGUGCCAGCAAGGGCUGAUAAUCAGCAGAAGGACAGGGUGCUUCGGUAGUCAGAAGAGCCAGGGCUUUCCGGCUGCCAGGCUACAGAACUCGCCUCGCCACUCCUGAGACAUGGACAACGCCGUUGACGGACUGGACAAAGCUUCUAUAGCAAACUCAGAUGGCCCCACAGCAGGUUCCCAAACACCUCCUUUCAAGAGAAAGGGGAAACUAUCCACCAUUGGUAAAAUCUUUAAGCCUUGGAAAUGGAGGAAAAAGAAGACCAGCGACAAAUUUAGAGAAACCUCAGCAGUAUUAGAAAGGAAGAUAUCCACACGACAAAGUAGAGAGGAGCUGAUAAGAAGGGGAGUGCUUAAGGAAUUGCCUGAUCAAGAUGGAGAUGUAACAGUUAACUUUGAAAAUUCAAAUGGGCACAUGAUACCCAUCGGAGAGGAAUCUACCCGAGAGGAAAAUGUAGUAAAGUCUGAAGAAGGUAAUGGCUCUGUAUCUGAAAAAACACCACCUCUGGAGGAAAAGGCAGAAGAUAAGAAAGAGAACACUGAAAACCACUUUGAAACACCGGCAGCUCCUGCUCUACCUCCUUCUGCUCCUCUUAAGCCUAGACCCAAACCUAAACCCAAAAAAUCACCUGUGCCUCCGAAAGGGGCCACUGCUGGGGCCAGCCACAAAGGUGACGAAGUGCCUCCCAUUAAAAAAAAUACCAAGGCUCCUGGUAAGCAGGCCCCCGUCCCUCCACCCAAGCCAACAAGCCGAAACACGACCCGAGAGGCUGCUGGCUCCUCUCAUUCAAAAAAAACAACUGGCUCUAAAGCUUCAGCUUCACCAUCCACUUCAUCCACCCCAUCUCGUCCCAAAGCUUCAAAGGAGACAGUUUCUAGCAAAACAGGGACAGUGGGGACCACCAAGGGCAAGAAAAAAACUGGCAAGCAGCCAACGACUUCUCGCCUGUCCUCAGACACAACCACUUCUGGCACAUCCGACCUUAAAGGAGAGCCUUCAGAGACCAGAGUGCAGAGUUUCAAACUCGAACAGACUGUCCCUGGAGUUGAGGAGCAGAACACAGGCAAAUCCAAGUCCAUGGUCCCUCCACCCCCUGUGGCUCCAGCACCUUCUCCUCCGGCCCCCCCUCUCCCUCUUGAGGAUCAGUGCAUUACUGCCUCAGACACUCCAGUUGUCCUCGUCAGUGUUGGAGCUGACCUGCCUGUCUCUGCCUUAGACCCAAGUCAGCUUCUUUGGGCUGAAGAGCCGAUGAACAGAACCACUCUCUACUCAGGCACUGGCUUAAGUGUUAACAGAGAAAAUGCAAAAUGUUUCACAACCAAAGAGGAGCUGGGGAAGACAGUGCCUCAGCUACUGACUCCUGGGCUGAUGGGCGAAUCUUCAGAAUCCUUUAGUGCCUCAGAAGAUGAAGGCCACAGGGAAUACCAAGCCAAUGACUCUGACUCGGACGGGCCUAUCUUGUACACCGAUGAUGAGGACGAAGACGAAGAUGAGGAUGGCAGUGGAGAAAGUGCUUUGGCAAGUAAAAUACGCCGGAGGGAUACUCUUGCUAUCAAACUUGGCAACAGACCAUCUAAGAAAGAACUAGAGGACAAAAACAUCUUGCAGCGUACAUCUGAAGAAGAGAGGCAGGAAAUCCGACAACAAAUUGGAACCAAGUUAGUCAGGAGGCUGAGCCAGAGGCCCACAACUGAAGAAUUAGAGCAAAGAAACAUCCUAAAACAAAAGAAUGAAGAAGAGGAACAAGAAGCAAAAAUGGAACUUAAACGCAGACUCAGCAGAAAGCUCAGCCUGAGACCCACAGUGGCAGAGCUACAAGCUCGAAGGAUCCUGCGAUUUAACGAGUACGUAGAAGUCACGGAUUCUCCUGACUAUGACCGCCGAGCAGACAAGCCCUGGGCCAGGUUAACACCUGCAGACAAGGCAGCAAUAAGGAAAGAACUAAAUGAAUUUAAAAGCACAGAAAUGGAAGUUCAUGAAGAGAGUCGACAGUUUACAAGGUUUCAUCGUCCAUAACGAAGUGUGAGACUAUUUGGAAACAAAGACUGAUCAUCUUUGGGGGAAGCCCUGCUUCCUGAAAACCUGAUAUUGCACUGGGAUUUGAAUGUGUGUGUUUCCGUUUAAUUUGUGGUGAAGGAAGUGUGUGACUCAGCUUGGUUGGGAAGUGCCCCUUACCUGUGCGGCCCAGAUGGCUCCAACAAGCAAAAGGAAGGGAUGCAGUGACUCUUGCUGCCCAUAAUGCACAGCGAUGGUAAGAGACACAGUGGAUAUUCUUCAUCAGAAGCUUUAAUCAAAGAAGAUGAGCAGAAGACAAUCGCUGGCUCCCUGUUACCAGAAAGCCAAAUUUUAUAAUGCAGGUGAAAGAGAAAUAUAGAUUAAAAUUGCUGGGCACUGAAAAGGGGUGGGAGUUGAAAAUCAGAAAGAAAGAGAAAUAUUUCAUUAUGUUAAUGAAGAAAAGAGAAAAUUGAAGCAUAAAUGUAUUUUUGAAGUAGUUAUUUGGUAGCUGAGAACUUAUUAAGGGAUUUAGGAAUCUAACCUCCCGAUGUGGAUUCCUCAAAGACUUGAUCAGAGAAUAUUCUUGUUUCACCAUUAUGUUGGUACAGUAUAGUACCAUUAUUUUAUGUUGUGCCAGUGAAUCCAGUUGCCAGAAAUAAGUCUGAAUGUUUUCAUGCAUCUUUUUCUUAAAUGCAGGAGCUUCUACUGACUCUUAACAAGCAUGCUUACCCAAAUUUUGUUGCAUGCUUUUAAGUAGCAUUAGCUAUGCACACUUGACAUUUUUAAAUAUUCCUUUCCUAGUGUACCAGCCCUCACAGGAUAAGAGGACUGGGAAUAAAGUCAGAUGUAAUGUGGCCCUAGAAAACUAUAGCAAGCUUCAGAAAUAAAUCUUUUGAUCUUUCCCUAUCUUGAUUAGAUCCAAAGUCAAAGCAACCAUACUUCCUUCACCUAAAGAAGACAGUAUUGACAAUCAUGACACCUGUUAUAUAAACUUGACUCCAAAGUUAAAACUUAAGCAAGCUACAAACGUGCUGCCUGCAGUUAGUCCUGCAUGGGAAUAAGGACUAGUUAUUUUUUUAGUGCUGCAUUUUUUUAAAGUUGGAUUGCUGCUAUUAAAAAAAAAAAAAAAAAGCACACAGAUCAAAAAAACACCCAAAGGCUUAACAGAACAUGGAAAGUUUCCACUAAGUUGUGUGUGAGGAAAUCCUCAUCUUGUAUUUUAAGAAUCUGCAGAUUGCAUCCAUAAAUACAGUGCAGUAUUUACUGUCCAUGCAAAAGAAUCAGUGAGGUUAAAGUAGUGGAAGGUUUCCCUAUGAGCCUACAGUCUGUAUUGUUUACAUUAAGAAACUCUCUAUUGUUGUGUUGCUAUUUCCCAUGGAGUCACAGGCACAGUAUGACUUCUGCUCCCAAAUACAUAUGACCAUAUGUGAAUACCACCUUGCAUUUCAUUGUUCUUCACAAUUGUUUUGUGCCUCUUUAAUUAAAAACACAUGAAAUGAAUAACAAAACAAGACCCAAAUAGAGUUUAUUUUAUUCUCAGAGUUUGGACUACAAUUUUCUGAGAUGUUUCUGGUUCAAGACUGUAAUUUUCUAUUUCAACCCAAAAGUAAGCAUUUAACCUGGUGAAUAAAUGUAGAUCCUGCCAUUCAUUGGUAUUUUAAAGAACCACUUGAAAUCGGAUCAUUUUAUUUAAAAAUAAAAAAUGUUAAUGCCAGUUGGCCUAUUAUAAAAAGCCAGGACCAUGUUAGAACUAGGAAAAGUAACCAGCAUUACUGCACCUCUUGUUAGACUCUGUGCAUUAAUAAAAUACACCCAGAGUCUGUUGUCAUUUCACUAAUAGGAUAAGACAAAUUUUUUCCUUUGAAAAAAUUUUUCUGCAUGCCCAGGUGUCUCUGGCUGAGGUUUUGUCUGUUUUACAGUGUUUCAAUCCAGCCAUAAAAAUUAACUUGUGAUUUUUUUUUCCCAAAGUCAUGCUUUUCCUUAAUUAUAUUUUUAUUUUAUUAUUUUAGUGUCUUGGGAAAAAUACCAAGAGAUAUAAUGUUUCCUUUAAUUGUCUAUGCUUAAUCAUCUUUAAACACUUUUUAAAUUUCUAACCACAAGACCUCUCUAUAAUGGUAAAUGUAAGACAUCACCAUUUUAUCACUCAAAGUACGUUAUUGAAAGUUUCUAUUUGGUUGAUAAAAGGAACAAUUUUUUCCCACUUUUGAUGCCUAUGAUGCAAUUUUUUGUUGCCUACAAUGAGAUACACUCAGUACAGAAAAUGAAAAUCUGGUAUUUCAAAAUUGCUUUUCUUGUAUAAUAGGUCAGAUUUAUUAACUACUCAUACUUUUUCUUUAUACUAAUGGAUACAUUUAGAAAAAAUUUGCUAAGUUAGAGACAAGUUUAAAAGUAAAAAAAAAAAAUGAGCCACUGCUAAUCUACUAUUUAGGUAAUUGGAAUCGCCAAUUAUUUUAUUAAAAUGAUUGCUUGAGUAAAAAGCUGUGGAAAGAAUUAAAGGAUUAUGAGCUAAGCUGUAUUUUGCAGAAUAUGGUUCUAUUUUAGUAGAGCAGAGAUGAGACAUAUCCCCACUGGCCACCCAGCCAGAGGUCUCCUACCUGGGGGCCCUAAAGGGAUGCAGAGGUCUGGCCCACCCUCCGUGCAUAGGCACCUCUGCCCACCACCAGCGUUUCAGCAAUCCAACCAGUAAGCAUAUGCUGUAUAGGAAAAAUAAAAGUGUGUGGCAAUUGGAUUUCUUUUGUUGUAACACAAUUCCAGGUUUUUGGCUAUUUAAAGUUUGACAUUAGGCUGACAUCGAGGAAGUAAGCGGGUUUUCCUGAGUUCCCAAGAUAUGAUUAAGGAAGAAAACAAACCCAUCUCCAGGAAGAUGCCAGGCAGGAAAGAACUAGACAGAUGUAGAAACCAAAGUGACCAUUUUAGUUUUUCUUAAUGGAGAAUAAAACAUUAAUAUUAGGGUAUUAAGAAGAUGCUCAGCAGGCUUCAUCAGCAUCUUCAUGGUCAUUACCAAUCAGUCUGACAAAUAGUUCUCUGGUAGUCAGCCUUCAUUUAAGGCAGCUUGCCUGAUAAUUUCCUGUGUAUGUGAAGUGUCUUGCACUUUUACAUGUUAGCUAUAAUUCCUUAAGUUACUUAACUGAAAUCUGUAAUAGAGAACCAUUUUGGCAUUUGAACAGCUAUUUUACAUGGAGAAAAAGCAAACACAUCUGUCUCUGCUUCACUCAGAAAAACUGACUUUCUGGUUUCAUCUUCAUAUUGUUUAGUAGCAUAAUGAGAGUAGUCCUUUAUCUUUCUCUAAUGUUAGUAAAUAUAUUCUGUUAGUAGGAAGUUCUGAAAUUGAAGGGAAAAUAUAUUUAAGGAAAUAAAGGAAUUGAAUACACCAUUCAAAAAUCACCAAAUACUGAAAAUAAGAGAUGAGUCCUUAAAACCUGAGUCAAAAAAGGUCCAAUUUUACAGCCUGCAAUUAAUUCAGGGCUGCGUUGGCAUUAAAAAUAAAUAAAUAAAUAUAUAUGUAUAUUAUAUAUAUCGUAGCUUACACUUAAAAGAGGAAAAAAUUGCAUUAACACUGCAUAUUCUGAUAUGUACCAUAUUAACACAUAACAGGCAUUUUAUUUAUGCUUCAUAGAAUCAGACAGACACAACUUUAAAAAAUCACACUGUAUUCACAAUAGAAAAGGGUAGUCUUAUCUACCACAGAGUAGUAUGUCCACACUUAAUAAUGAAAACUUUCUUCCUUUCCUGCUCAAAAAUUUCUUCAGUCUGUUAUUAUUUUUAAGUGCCCCUUGCUGCAAAUUUCAAAUGGAGCAAGAAAUCUUCCUCAGAGUAGGUGGUAUGGAAUUAAACUAGUACAAUAUAUAUGAAUUCAUGUCAUUUACCCCUGAGUAUGGUAGAACUGUUAAAGCAUUCUUAAAUUCCAUUUAUAUGAAGCCUAUCAUUACUAGGAAAAGUAUAUUCUUUGGGAUAAGAAUUAAUUUCUUCACACCAUUAGAGCAUGUUGUGAGUAGUAAGGAACUACUUAGAUGCAAUUUAUUUACAGAAUUGUCCCUUGGCCUCUUGAAAUGGCUGGAUCUUUCACUACUGAGUAGGUAGUCUCUACUUACUGGUAGGAUAGAUUACAUUGCUUUACUGGACAAAGCAGAAUGAACUUAUACAACUAAAAUAUGUCCUAUAUUGGCCGGGUGUGGUGGCUCACACCUGUAAUACCAGCACUUUGGGAGGCCAAGGCGGGUGGAUCAGUUGAGGUCAGGAGUUCGAGACCAGCCUGGCCAACAUGGUGAAACCCCAUCUCUACUGAAAAUACAAAAAAAAAAAAAAUUAUCCGGGCAUGGUGGCUUGUGCCUGUAAUCUCAGCUACUCGGGAGGCUGAGGCAGGGGAAUCGCUUAAACCCGGGAGGCGGAGGUUGCAGUGAGCCGAGAUCGUGCCACUCCACUCCAGCCUGGGUGACAGAGCAAGACUCCGUCUCAAAAUAAUGAUAAUAAUAAUAAUGAAUAAAAUAAAAUAUGUCCUCGAGGGAAAAGCAAUGACAGAGUAAUCACCAAAUUAAUAGGAACAUCUUUCUAGAGAAAGUACAUCCCCAGUUAGUUCAAACCCAGGUUUCAAAGAAGCAGCAUUGGGCUCUACUGUAAAGGCAGGCAGUGACCAAGAGGUGUUGGGGAGAGAGGUAGAGUACCCUCAAAUCAUUCCCAUUUUCACUUCCAAUUUCCUUUUUGUAAUCAUUAAGCUUAAGCUAUGUAUGGAAAUGCAAAGCGCCAUUAGCAUUUCUAGAAAGCAGCUGGAACCUUACCCACCAAUGCUUUUUUGAAGACAGUAUCAUCCCACAUUUAAAAAUCCUGUUGUAUAUGUUGUAAAAUUUCUGGCAAAGAAAUGGAGGAUCCUGUGGCAGCUAUUCCCACCUAAAGCCAACCCUAUAAGGAUGGGUCAUUUUUUAGCCAUGCUAGGAUUUACUGCACACACAAAAAUGUCAUUUAGCUUGUCGCAUUGCUAGCACAGCUGCACAUAUGAGCGAAGCACUGUUGGUCCGUGUUUCUCAGUGGGGGUGCUCUUGGCAUUUGGAGCUGGGUAGGUCUUUGCUGUACAGAAUCGUCCCGUGCAUUGCCAGAUGUUCAAUAUCCCAGGCCCCUGCUGACUAAAUGUCAGUAGCAGUCUCAGUCAUUGUAAACACCAAGAAUAAAAAGCAUUCCCCCAGCUUCAAAUGCCCUCCCUGGGAGGUUGGUAUCACCUCCCCUGAAUGCCACUGUCUACUGCAAUUUGAGGACACAGGGAGAAAAAGUGCCUAUCCUCAAACAUUGUCUCUGCUGCCUUGCAUUUCUUUGGGCCCUGAAUGGUUUUUCUCCCUUCAUUUUUCGAGCCUUUGUCUCAGUGCAGCUGUUCUUCAGGGAGGAGGUUACUGGGCAGCCUUGGCCAUUCAGUGGGCAUGGGGACUUGGCCUAGUCCAUAUAUAUAUAUAUAUAUAUAUAUAUAUAUUUAAAGUCCCUUAUAUAUACUUAAAGGAGAGAUCAUACAUGAAGAAAGCUUUCUUUUUUUUUUUUUUUUUUUUUUUUGCCUUACAACUUUUCUUUAGAACCACAUUAUUGGUCAUAAUCCUUGUUACUGUCAUGAGGAUUGUUGCACGGGUUAAACACAAACACAGACUAACAAUGCACUUGAACAAACCUGGUGAUCUUUGGAAAUAAAUCACCAUUAGAUUUCACCUGGUUAUGCUGCAUCCCAUAAGUUCCAAAUGAAUCACCUGCUUAUCCUAUUAAGGAAGCAUUUAAUUCACACGCAAAUGCCUGAAUUUCCCCUGUAUAAAUGUAGUCAUGCGGUUCAACUUUUCUAAUAAGAUUUGUGAAUGCUGCAUUAUGAUGAAAAUGUGGAUUAACUGUGGAUUGCAUGCCUAUUGUUCAUACUUCAGUGAUGGUCACACACAAAACAAGAUGAGUUUUACUUAGGUGAAAUAUUAUUAAACUCUACUAACAAUACAGAAACAUAUUCUUUGUCGCUUUUUAUCACCAAAACUGAAUGGUAAAUAUGUCUUGACAUUAUUUGGAUGAAUUGUGGCUAGCAGAAUGGAAUUAACUUAGCCACUAUAAUUUUUUAAAGCAUUAAAAUUUCUAAAUUGUUUUUGAGGCCGAGUAAGGCAGAGUCAAUAAAGGUGGUUAUAUUGUGAGCUUUUAGAUGGUGCUUAAGAAUUCUUAUCUUUUUAAAUAGCAGUAUUUGUUUUUUAAGAAUAAAUUGAAAGGAGCAAAUAAGGCAGAAUGCCACCCUACCCUCAGGUCAAUUUUAUGGUAUAUGAAAAAGCCAAUAAUAUUUGUGCCACUUGCCGACUCUGGGGAGGAGGGGCUUUACCCCUUACUGGAUCCUUUUGUUAUAGUUUGACUAUGUCAUUACAUUGUUUAGAGAGCCUCCACAACGAGAAGUUACCACUGCAGGGCUAACUCGUCUUCAGAAAUAAUCUGAAUGAUUCAAGGGUCAAACCACUUUCAUCCCUUAAAAUAUAGGGACUAUUAUUUCUUUUUCUUUUUUUUUUUUUAAACAUUUCUUCUGUGGCUUAGAAACGUGCCAGUGUGUUCAAAACAUUUACACCAAUUUCACCAGAUUUAGGACCUACUAAAAAUUCAAAUGAGUUUCUUUUUUUUUUUUCUGUGUAACAGGGAUUUUUAAAUAAUGGACUAUAUGCAUUCUUUUGUUAUUUCACACUUCAGUUAAAGUGAUAACAAUGGUAAACUGUGAUCAUUAUCAGACUGACUGAAUGCUUUCUGAUUUCCAGUGAGUGAUCUAGUUCUACGUAUUACACAGGUGUAAUAUCUGUGAGUGUAAAUAACUGGAACUGUACACUGAUUAACAUGACAGUUUCUCUUUUGUUGUUGUUCUUAUCUGUACUGUAUUAUAGUAUGUGGGUAUAAAUAUCUACAAGUAUACACACAUAUGUACUUGUAUUCCACUAUUGUAACCUGAAAGAAAGACUAUGUAUUCCCUUUUUUAAUUCCGUACUGGUGUUUGUGUUAUUUAAAAAGCAAAAUUCUGCUCUAUUUAGUUGUAUGAUAUUAGAGGAUACUUUGCUGUGCACAAUUCCAAGUGCCUUAGAACAUUGUUUAGCUUUCCUAAGUAUAUAUAAAUGCAUAUAUGUAUAAAAUUGGGAAAAGUUACCUCAAUAAAAUCAUUGGGAAAUCCCCAGUUUUAGUUUGUUCCAGUUUCUAUUAUAUUUGGAUAGUGCUCAGCCUUUUUAAAUGCAAAAAGAAAAAAGAGUAAGACAACUUCUCUAAUUGCCUGUUAUUUCAACUUCACCUAAGUUUUUAACACCUCUUUGUAUGUAAGGUCUUGAGACAUGUAAGGCCUUGUACUUUUUAUUUGAAAUGUCUGUCUAAAGAAUUACUGCUCUUAAAAGAAAUUUCCAGUA
Symphalangus syndactylus (siamang) is the source of this 9974-nucleotide messenger RNA. It is a transcript of the gene PHACTR2, whose product is annotated as phosphatase and actin regulator 2. Lineage: Eukaryota; Metazoa; Chordata; Mammalia; Primates; Hylobatidae. The record is from RefSeq and is a predicted model, not a curated record. Gene Ontology annotation, biological process: actin cytoskeleton organization. Gene Ontology annotation, molecular function: actin binding.